This is a messenger RNA of Neohortaea acidophila, 690 nucleotides long. Its product is annotated as ribosomal protein S19-domain-containing protein. Gene Ontology annotation, molecular function: RNA binding; structural constituent of ribosome. Gene Ontology annotation, cellular component: cytosolic small ribosomal subunit; ribosome. NCBI's taxonomy places the organism in Eukaryota, Fungi, Ascomycota, Dothideomycetes, Mycosphaerellales, Teratosphaeriaceae. The coding region runs from base 49 to 510 and encodes 153 amino acids. The record is from RefSeq and is a predicted model, not a curated record. Gene Ontology annotation, biological process: ribosomal small subunit assembly; translation. The transcript has 5 exons.
AGAUUGACAUUUGACUUCCAUCCACAACAUCACACAUCCAUCACCAACAUGGCGGACGCAGAAUACAACGCCGAAGAGGCAGCCGAGUUGAAGAGAAAGAGAGCGUUCCGCAAGUUCUCCUACCGUGGCAUCGAUCUCGAUGAGCUCCUCGACCUCAGCUCCGAGCAACUCCGCGAUGUCGUGCACGCCCGCGCGCGCCGCCGAUUCAACCGCGGUCUCAAGCGCAAGCCCAUGGGCCUGAUCAAGAAGCUGCGCAAAGCCAAGCAGGAGGCCAAGCCGAACGAGAAGCCGGACCUCGUUAAGACACAUUUGCGCGACAUGAUCAUCGUGCCGGAGAUGAUUGGCAGUGUGGUCGGUGUGUACUCUGGCAAGGAGUUCAACCAGGUGGAGGUCAAGCCUGAGAUGGUUGGACACUACUUGGCCGAGUUCAGCAUUUCUUACAAGCCUGUCAAGCACGGUCGCCCGGGUAUUGGUGCUACGCACUCUUCCCGUUUCAUUCCCCUCAAGUAAGCGCUGGCGGAGAUGAUGAUGGAACUUCGGGUUGGGGCGCGUUAUGAGCCGGGAGGAGGUCUAUGGCUGUAACGUCUUCCUCCAUAGUCAAAAUCAAGACAUGCCCUGCGCAUGGCGUGCUCACCACCAGAAAUCCUGUUUCUCCCUUCACGCCUCCCAUCUAUACGUCACCUCGUUUGA